Molecule: messenger RNA, 1119 nt
Organism: Volvox carteri f. nagariensis
Lineage: Eukaryota; Viridiplantae; Chlorophyta; Chlorophyceae; Chlamydomonadales; Volvocaceae
Exons: 5
Coding region: 1-1119 (372 amino acids)
Biological process (GO): chromatin remodeling
Cellular component (GO): nucleus
Molecular function (GO): histone H3K36 demethylase activity; histone H3K9 demethylase activity
Source: RefSeq, a predicted model, not a curated record
AUGGAGCCCUACACUUCUUCACGGCUGCUCUGGCGCGGCGGCCUACAGGCAAGCUGGGAGGAGGUGGAGUCGGAGUUUUGGCGGCUGGUGGAGGAGGGCGAGGAGCAGGUGGAGGUGCUGAUGGCCGUCGACUUGGACAGCGCGGUGUACGGCACCGGCUUCCCUCGAUGCGAUGGCAGCGCAGCGCCGCCAUCGCCGUAUGCGGUACACAAGUGGAAUCUUAACAACUUGCCCCGCCUGGAGGGUCCGCAUCCCUCUCUGCUGCGCCACGUGUCUGCCCCCCUCCCCGGAUUAACGACUCCCUGGCUUCAAGUGGGCAUGAUGUUUUCUUCUACCACAUGGCACCUGGAGGAACACCUUAUGUACGACGUCAGCUAUAAUCAUCUGGGUGAUCCGCGUCGCUGCUACGCCGUGCCCAACUCACACCGCGCGGCCUUCGAGGCGGCAGUCCGGGACGCCAUGCCCGCCGGCGCCAGCGGCGCAGGUGACGGCUCGCAGCAGCUGAUGCUUGCGCAGCUCCCGCGGGCGCUGCGUGCCGCUGGCGUGCUUGUGUACAGCGUAACACAGGCAGCGGGUGAGUUUGUGGUGACGUGGCCUGGCGCCUACCACGCGGCCGUGGGCCUGGGUGUGCAUGUGGAGGAGCACAUCAGCAUGGCACCACCCGACUGGUUGAGAUUCGCGGAGGAGGCGGAGCGGCGACAGCGGCUGAGCCGCCGCAAACCGGCCUUUAACCAGCAGGAGAUGCUGCUACAUGCAGCUCGCGGUGAAUGCAGUCCCAGCUUAGCCACAUUUUUGGUUCCGGAGCUGUGUCGAGUGAUAGAACAGGAACAUCGCCUCCGGUUGGCGCUGUGGGAGCAAGGUACGACGCAGUUGUUCAUGCCUUGUGAAGCCGUACAAGCUUUACAAUCUGAUCCGCACGAGUGUGCGGUGUGUCGUUCCAUGCUGCAUCUGAGUGGUGUGGAGUGUUGCCGGUGCCCGGCCGGCCGUAUCGUGUGCCUGCACCACGCGGGGGCACUGUGCGGCUGCCCUCCGGAUCGGCGACGACUUGCGUUCCGUCACAGCAUUAAGGAGCUGCACCAGGUGCGUCUUCCCGAUUUGGUUGGGACUGCUGCUGGCUGA